CUCAGAAAAACACAUCAGAGAGCACGUCAAGAAAGAGAAAGACAGAUUUUAGGAAGUGGAAAAUAACACACAUUCAGUAGAGUGAAAGAGAUCACAGGGGAAUUUGUGGAUUAAUUUGAACAGCAAAAUGAUGUUGUUGGAGUGUUUCAUCUUUGGGAUGAUUGCCUUUCUUAUGACAGGAGCUCACUGUGAGGUAACAGAGGUCUUUGCUGAGGCAGGCUCUCAGGCUGUACUACCUUGUAAAUGUAGCUCCACAUCACCUGUUCCCUCUGCCAUCAUCUGGAGUAAAGCCAACAAAGGCACUGUUUGGCGGAAGCAAAAGAGCGGUCUGCAGUACUGGGGGUCUAGCUGGGCACAGAAAGGGGCCUCGCGCGUACGAUGCCCCCACUCCCUAUUUGAAAAAGGCGAUUACAGCCUGCAAAUCAACGAUGUGAGGGAGGAGGACGGAGGCCUUUACUCCUGCAGCUUGGAGUGUGGAAACCAGGUCACUGAAAAUAAGGUCAUGCUCAGAAUCAUUACAGUAUCCGUCUCUCCAUUGAUUCCUGUAUGGGGGAGAGAUGUUUCAGUCACUUGUAAUGUGACUCCUUGGCCUAAUGGGGCUGCUGUCCAGUGGAUGUUGAACAAUAGCCCAUUUGCACGUCAAUCUGGGACCACCUUAAGAACAGUCACUCCUCAAAAUGUUGUGAAGGAGAGGGCAACUGCAAGGCUAACAGGAAACUGGACCUGUUUGGUGCACUACAUGUGGAAAGAGGGGCAAGCUUCAGCAUCUCUGUCUGUGAAAGGAAUCAUCCAACCACCCGAUGACAACACCAAGGUGUACGCUGCUGUGGGAUCUACAGUCGCACUCCCCUGUGUCUUCUCCCAUGAUUUAGUCCCCUCCUCACUAGUCUGGGAGAAACUGCAACCUGGGUCUCGAUCUAAACCUGUUUUCAGUCGCCUUCCUCCCUCUUUCUCUCAAUCUCAGCCCUCUCAGCUGCCCUGGGAUAAGUCUGCCAGUUUGAAAGAGGUUGAAUUAAAGGAUGAGGGCAAGUACAGAUGCUCUGGGACCAUACAAGGACAAAGACUGGCUAGAAAUAUGCAACUCAUCGUCGCCAAAAUUGACAGCAGCCUGUCGAAGAAAAAAGACUCUGUGACUCUGACUUGCCAACUGUCCGACGCAAGUGAAGUCACUGACUAUGAAUGGGUUCAUGUGACCUACGACAUCAAUGGCACCCAGUCAGUUGGGUCCAUCCAGAAGGGGAAGACUCUGAAUAUUGACCAGGGGUCUGAGGAGAACUGGGGGGAAUGGACAUGUCGGUUCUCCAGCAAAGUUGGCGUUCUGGGAAACGUAACAUACCAAGUUCAACAGAUGAGUGGUCUGAGUGGACAAAAAUCAAAAGGUUUCUCACAUAACACCGCCACCGUGGUUGGGCUCAGCUUUCUUCUCCUUGUUCUGCUGCUGAUUCUGGCUCAGAUGUAUAAGAACCACCAAAGGAGGAAAAGGAUCCUUCAGUACCCUGCGUUGGAGACGAUUGUUCACACCAUCUCCAAUGAGCGGGAGGAGAGAGAAAGGAGCCGAGUGAAAAAAUAAAGACAUGUUAAGGCAGAUGCAUCGCAGGAAGAAAAAAGUGCUAAAUUGAAAUCUGUCAUCUUCAUACCUGCAAUAUGUUGGGAGACUUUUGUUUGCACAGGUUUUGUAGAUACUUUAAUAGCAGACGUUGUAGCAGUACUGUUGUCAUUGUUUUAAUAAAAAUAUAACUGAGAUGUUAUAUGUUAUGUUACCCUUGUUUCAGCUGUAAAUGUUUUUAAUUGUUCUAUGUGAGGAUUUGUUUGCAUGUAUAUUAUAUUGGGAGCAAAAUGUUUUCUAAAUAAAGUGCAUUUAACAGAAAUAAA
Molecule: messenger RNA, 1872 nt
Organism: Lates calcarifer (barramundi perch)
Lineage: Eukaryota; Metazoa; Chordata; Actinopteri; Centropomidae
Product: lymphocyte activation gene 3 protein
Exons: 8
Coding region: 128-1570 (480 amino acids)
Biological process (GO): interleukin-15-mediated signaling pathway; positive regulation of ERK1 and ERK2 cascade; T cell activation
Cellular component (GO): membrane raft; external side of plasma membrane
Molecular function (GO): MHC class II protein binding; protein tyrosine kinase binding
Source: RefSeq, a predicted model, not a curated record